This is a messenger RNA of Camelina sativa (false flax), 786 nucleotides long. NCBI's taxonomy places the organism in Eukaryota, Viridiplantae, Streptophyta, Magnoliopsida, Brassicales, Brassicaceae. The record is from RefSeq and is a predicted model, not a curated record.
AUGAAUAUUGUGACUAAAGAUGGUGGGGGCUGCGCGAACGCAAACCCCCCUGCCACAAAUAAUGACGUAGGCUCUUCCUCUUGGAGAAGACUUUACGCUAAGCGCCCCUCCUUAAUGUGCAAUGGAGGAACGGAGUGGAGAGUACUGAAGAACAUUUUUUUAGCUCUGCGUGUCUCUCUUCUAAAAAUCGCCAUUAUCGUCAAUCUCGCAGGAGGGUCACGAAGAUCAUGGGUCUCUUCUCUUCAAAGGUUUUUUUUGUUUAAGAAUGCACCAGUAUUUGCUCUUGGAUACUACACAAAUGAUGCUUUAACCCCUAAUGCAAAUAAACUAAUCAAAGAAGCCAAACAGUGCUUGGCUCAAGGCAAGUCCUUAGUAAAGAUGCGUGAGGCUGAGGUGGCUGAAGCCGAGUCCAUAGUAAAGAUGGCUAAGUCUGAGCUCGCUGAGGUGAAAAGAAUGAGAAAGAUUAUGCUCGAUCCAUAUAAUGCUAGGUUGGAAGAGUUGAUAGAAAUGAAACAGGCCGAACGACAUUUGCAAGAAGAAACUGAGCGCAGUUACAUACGAGGAAAUGGAUCUGAAGAAGCUAUCUGAUUUGGUGCAGAGAGUGAAGGCAGAAUAUGAACUCUUCAAAAACUGAGUAGCUCAAGCUUUUGAUGAUCUGACCUUGGUUAAUUCUUAACUUUUGAGUUCUGUUAGUAAUAGGAAAUUGUAAUCCUGAAUAUGUAUCAACUUAUGAGUAACAGUAUCUAGUUUGUUUUGUUGUUAGUAAAUCAUAUUUAGCCUUAACUA